This is a messenger RNA of Acipenser ruthenus (sterlet), 3463 nucleotides long. It is a transcript of the gene cap2, whose product is annotated as cyclase associated actin cytoskeleton regulatory protein 2. Gene Ontology annotation, molecular function: actin binding; adenylate cyclase binding. Gene Ontology annotation, cellular component: cytoplasm. The transcript has 13 exons. Gene Ontology annotation, biological process: cytoskeleton organization; cell morphogenesis; regulation of adenylate cyclase activity. The coding region runs from base 434 to 1855 and encodes 473 amino acids. NCBI's taxonomy places the organism in Eukaryota, Metazoa, Chordata, Actinopteri, Acipenseriformes, Acipenseridae. The record is from RefSeq and is a predicted model, not a curated record.
CAGUAGGCUACUAAGAAGUAACAGAAUGUAUCUAUUCAUUGUAUUAUCGCAGACAGUCGGACACAUUUAAGUUGUCGCUUGCAACAUCAGCACCAGCAAAACAAGUAACUGCUCUUCACAGAAUCUUAACUUCUUAAGUCAUCUUUGCUCCACAUUAGCCUGCAAGCGCACUCACUUUCCUAAUUUGGAGCCGCUUGCGGAAGCAGCGCAGUGGUGCAAGUAAGCGAACAGGGAGCUGUCCAUCGGGCUUUUCUAUCGCUUUCUCAGGUUCACCAAUGUUGCUUUAUUUGGAAAUCCCGGAAGCUGCGGGUCUUCUGUUUCAUUGACUGACAGGAGUAGCGAGCAAGCUGCAGCACUCCUUUACCAACGCUGGGACCAGUGUACUGGAAAAAAACAGGGCAAACAAUAGAGAAACAAAUCCAGUGUAGCCAGCAUGGCAGAGAUUGAGAGCUUGGUGGAACGCCUCGAAAUGGCUGUAGUGCGACUUGAGACAGUAUCUUCUAAAUUACAUGAGUCAGCACUGCCAGGUGGUGAUAUAGUGAAUGGGGUAAAUGAAGAUCUUUCUCCUUGUUUGGAAGACUAUGAUGCGUUGCUGAGCGUUGCUGUGGCUGAGUAUCUAAAGAACAGCAAGGCUAUCGGUGAAGACGUGGAGAAACAUGCUGAAAUGGUCAAUGCUGCUUUGCUGGCACAGAGGGGUUUUGUGAAGUUAGCAUCUACACACCAGCAGCCACCUGAGGCAGAUCUGGCGGCACUCCUAAGACCAAUUUCAGUGAAGAUCCAGGAAAUCCAGAACUUCAGGGAGAAAAACCGUGGAAGUAAGAUGUUCAACCACCUGUCAGCCGUCAGUGAGAGUAUUCCUGCCCUCGGAUGGAUAGCUGUGGCACCCAAGCCAGGUCCUUAUGUCAAGGAGAUGAACGACGCGGCCACCUUUUAUACUAACCGGGUCUUAAAGGAUUACAAAGACAAUGACAAGCGGCAUGUGGACUGGGUGAGGUCAUACCUGCAAAUCUGGACAGAGUUGCAGGCCUACAUCAAAAAGCACCACACCACUGGACUUGUCUGGAGUAAGAGCGGCCCUUUUGCUUCAGUAUCACUGAUGCCUCCCCCUGCUGAUGGUCCCAGUCCCCCUCCACCUCCCCCUCCAGGACCUCCUCCCAUCUUUGAGGCCGACCCCCCCAAAAACAACUCAUCGACGAUGCACUCGGCUCUGUUUGCGGAGCUCAACCAAGGGGAAGCCAUUACCAGAGGGCUCAGACACGUCUUGGAUGGUCAAAAGACUCACAAGAACCCUGAGCUGCGAUCUCAAGGUGGUGUGGCCCGCCAGUCUCCCACAAAGAGCCACACUCCCAGCCCCACCUCCCCCAAAGCACCUCCACAAAGUCACUCCCCAGUGCUGGAGCUGGAGGGCAAGAAGUGGAGAGUGGAAUACCAGGAUCAUGCUAACAGCCUUGUGAUCUCUGAGACUGAGCUGAAACAUGUGGUCUACGCCUUCAAGUGCAGUAACUCAACAUUGCAGAUAAAAGGCAAAAUCAAUUCCAUUAUAGUUGACAAUUGUAAAAAGCUUGGCCUGGUGUUUGACAAUGUGGUUGGCAUUGUGGAAGUCAUCAAUUCCAGAGACGUUCAAAUCCAGGUAAUGGGGAAAGUGCCAACCAUUUCAGUCAACAAAACUGAAGGCUGUCACAUAUACCUCAGUGAAGAGUCUUUAGACUGUGAAAUUGUGAGUGCCAAGACUUCAGAAGUGAACAUUUUGGUUCCACAGGAUGGUGAUUACAAAGAAUUCCCUGUUCCUGAACAGUACAAGACACUAUGGGAUGGGUCAAAAUUGGUCACAGAACCUACCGAGAUGGCUGGCUAAAUUCACAAUGUAUUAUUGCAACACAAAUGUUUUAAAUGUUCAUAUGAAAAUCUAAACGGUAAGAUACAUAACUCCAGGAUACCGUUGCUAAGUAGUUCUGUGUAUUAGAAGUCUGGUUUCAAUGAUUCCUUGGUUUCCUAUCAUUUAAGUGUAUUUUUUAUUAUAUAUGAACAAACUAUUGCAUUUAUGGCUCAGUCAUGGAUGUCACAGUAAUCAUUAAAUGGCACAGGAUACACUCAAGUGUAUCUGAUAAGAUGUGUUUUAAGACUCUUUAAAUGAAGAUACAGUACAUUUUAAAAGAUAGUUUGACAAAAUAAUCACACUUAAGGCUCAGUAGAUGCAAUUUAAUAAGAUAUUUCAAGAUGUUGUAGAGGACUGAUAAGUAGGGCUGAUUUAUGUUGUAAUUCAGCAUUAAAGAAAUUAAAAAGAGCAUUCCAACAAAGUGUAUUACACAUGACAAUUAAUUAGUGGGGGGGCGGGGGCCUGGCACCUAUGCAUAGUAGUUUCAUAUUGGGGCCCGAAAAAUCUUAAAUCAAGACUAAAACUAAUUACCCUCUUUUGCUACUGAAAGGGAAAGAUCGAGGAAAUGUUUUCUGUUGAAAGAGAGUAGGGCAUCAGUGGUAACUGUGUCCCGAUAAGGUUGUAUGUAAGCAAUGUGUCCAAUAUGGAUAUUAUGCCUUGUGUAAAGCAAGUUGUCUUGGAACAGCAGAAACAGUUGAAAUGGUACCCUUGCACAACAGAAAGGUAGUCACUUGUUUCGGUUUUAUAACUGAAUAAACCUGUUCUAGGUAGCUCACAAUAUAAAAUGUGAAGAUUAGUUUUGUAUACUGUGUUCUUAUGGAGGAAAUAAUGGUUAACACAUUAUUUUCAUUUACAAUACUUCUCCAAUGAAAAUCAUUUUAAUAUUAGUCUUGCAUAGAUACGUGCCAUACCAUUGUGUUGUAUUGAGCAUUUUACCACCAUGUCUAUAGCAUUGUUUAUGUUCCACUAAUAAGUUACACUAGACACACACACACACACACACACACACACACACACACACACACACACACAGUGUAAAAUCUGUUUUCCCUUACAUUGCCUUGCCAGUGUUUAAACUGCUACAUUGCAGUGUAGUUUAUUAGAGAUCAGAACAAAUAUACUUUAAUAAAUCCUCCAGCUUGUGUCAGAUGCUUCUCGUGUAUUUGGUCUAAUAUUACAGAAAAGGCAGACGUCAUGUACUGCAAGUUACAGUCUGUAACCUUUGUUAAAAAAUAUAUAUAUAUUAAUAAUAAUUCAUUUUUUCUUUCAAUCUGUUGAAUCACUGGUUACCAUAUUUACUGUAGUUCGAUGUAUAGUUAUAUAAGACUUCUAUUGUAUGUCUUAAGUACAUUGUAUAUACAAACUGCAAUAUGCUUUAAAUCACAGCUCUUUAUCUAGUGAUUGCAAACUUCUGCUAGCAUAGUGUUACCGGUUGUGUAUAUGCAUUAAUCUACCAUGCACUGUAACAGGUAAAACGUAUCUGGUGAUGUAAAAGCACUGCAUACUCCAGUAUAGACUGACAGCAUAUGAACUUCUAACAAAAUAUUGUGACCAGAUUUUCAAAUAAAACCAAGUCAUGAUUAAAUA